Molecule: messenger RNA, 2584 nt
Organism: Conger conger (European conger)
Lineage: Eukaryota; Metazoa; Chordata; Actinopteri; Anguilliformes; Congridae
Gene: rpap3
Product: RNA polymerase II associated protein 3
Exons: 17
Coding region: 189-2150 (653 amino acids)
Molecular function (GO): protein binding
Source: RefSeq, a predicted model, not a curated record
GAUAUGUUUCUGUCAUGGCGCGGUGCACAAACGAAACACGACAACCUGCCGGUGGAAUAUUCUAGUUUGUGUGUCUUACAAGGUAGUUUUGGAGUUGAUCGUACAGUUAUUGAUGUCUGUAUGUGACGGGGGUCGACAGGUACUACGUACAAGCUAGAUUCAAUCCAGAUUCAGUUUUGAGCCGUACAAUGUCCGGAGGAAAUAAAGCCAUUGAACUGCAGUUACAAAUGCGUCAAAAUGCGGAGGAGCUGCACGAUUUUAUGAAAGAACUUGACAGCUGGGAGACCGACAUCAAGAAGAAAGACGACCAAUUAAGAACUGGAGGCGCUGGCGAACCGCGACAGCAAAAUUUACCUCCCAUUCGGAAUAAGGAUUUUCGACAGAAGAAGAAGGAGAAUAAGAAGAUGGCAAGCAACAACACUAAUAGCCAGCAGAAGCAGUCCAGAAUAAGGUCUUAUGACUACCAGUCCUGGGACAAAUUCGAUGUGGACAAGGCGCUGGAGUCCAUGGACAAGGAGGAGAGCCCUGAUUCUGAGUCUGAGCCAGAGGAGACCGGGGGCCCUGUGGACCGAGAGUGUGCACUAACAGAGAAAGAGAAAGGCAAUCGGCUUUUUAAGGAGGGGCAAUAUGACGAAGCGAUCGAGUGCUACACCGCGGGCAUGAAUGCUGACCCCUCCAAUCCGGUGUUGCCCACAAACCGAGCCACGUGUUUCUUCAGACUCAAAAAGUACGCCGUCGCUGAGUCCGACUGCAACCUGGCCAUCGCCCUGGACAGGAACUACGCCAAGGCCUACGCCCAUCGAGGGGCCGCCCGCUUCGCCCUCUGCCGUCUGGAGUCCGCCCUCCAGGAUUACGAGACGGUGUUGAAGCUGGACCCCGACAACCUGGAGGCCAAGAACGAAGUGAGGAAGAUAAAGGAGGCUCUUUCCCAGCGUGGCCCGAAAAUGGACGGAGAAGAGACGGACAAAAAGAAGCUCUCAGAAGCAGGCGACGGGAAGGUCAAAGAGCAGCAAGUUCGACAGCUGGCCGUCGUGCAGAAAGACCUUGGAAAUGGCUACUUUAAAGAGGGCAGGUACGAGGUGGCUGUAGAGUGUUAUUCCAAAGGCAUGGAGGCCGAUGCCACCAACGCCCUCCUGCCUGCGAACAGGGCCAUGGCUUUCCUGAAGCUUCAGAGGUAUGCGGAGGCAGAGGAGGACUGCAGCAGGGCCAUAGCUCUGGAUGCCACCUACACCAAGGCCUUCGCUCGGAGAGGCACUGCCAGAGCAGCCCUGGGGAAAAUGAGGGAGGCCAGGCAGGAUUUUGAGCAAGUCUUGAAACUUGAGCCAGGAAACAAGCAAGCAAUGGACGAACUUAAGAAAAUCUCAGCCGUAUGUAUGGACGCUGCUGCCCGUGGAUUGACCUCUGACCCUCCGGCGCUCGGUGAGCAGAGUCUGAGGAGGACGGUCCAGCCUGUCGAUAAACCCCUGCAUCUCAGAUCCACCAAGCCUUUGAGGAGAAUAGAGAUUGGAGAAGUUGGGGGGGACCCCCCGGUUUUGGCGAGCCCCCCUUCCCGCUCUCCGGACAGAGGGGCUGCGGGCGACGAUGGGAAAGGCCCGUCGCCUCUGCUGGGCUCCCCCUGCGCCAAGAUCCAGAAGAUAGAGGAGAUCUCCGACUCUCCCGCACAACCCCCAAGCGAGAGUCCACAUAGAGGCGGCAAGGACGCUCAACCAAUGAGGCGCAAGGAAGACCUCACCAGUCAGCAAGCCCCGCCCCCUUCCGCGUCUGAACCACUUGCCGUUCCCGCCCUCCCGGUAAACAGCUUCCAGCUGGAGGCGGACUUACGGAAGCUGAAGAAUCACCCCGAGACCAUGUACAAGUACUUAAAGCAAAUCGAACCGGACAAGUACCCCAAGGUUUUCCAGAACUCUCUGGAACCACACAUCCUAAAUCAGAUUCUGUGGAUUUUUAAAAGCUUCUACAUCAAGUUUGAAGCGCCGUCUCUCAUCCUGGAGGCUCUGAGAAGCCUGGCGACCGUGAGGAGGUUCGACAUGGCCGUCAUGUUCAUGUCCGCCGCUGAGAAGAAAGUUUUACAAGAAUUAUUUGAUUGUCUCUGCCAUGCCGGCUUGGAGGAUGAAUCUACCCGAGCCCUGCAGAAGAAGUACGAGGUGUGACCGUCUCGUUCACGAGAAGCAAGCAACAAGAUGUCAUCUUGGCCCUUGGAGACGUUUGUUUCUUACAGUAAAGAAAAAGAUGAAAUGUAUUAUUGCUAGGGCAGCUGCAGCCCGGUUGAGCUCUCCAGACUCUUCCACUCAGAACAGCUGGGCCGCGAGCCAAAGCGUUUCUCCUGCCUCAGGUGUCUGUGCUCAGGGUGAAACGGUUCCCUUCUCUGAAGCAGCGGCCUAGCGGCUCUGUAUGCAUGGCAUUUCAGUUACGUCUGCGUUCCAGAGCCGUGGAAGGCCCCGGAAUGGAGAACCCACGACUGUAUGUAAUAAAACGCAUCCGUUUACGCUGUCUCAUGGUAUGAAUUAUCAUUCAAUUAUGUUGUAAUCCUCUUAUUGCCCGAGUCUGCCUGUCUGGAAGUCAAAAUAAAUGUCAACUUCUGUCA